AUGAAAGUCGGAGGAGAUAGCAGAGAAGCAUCACAUUUAUUAUCUGAUUUAAAUGCAACAGCACUGGAAGCUAUGACAGCAGGUUUCACUUCUCAACUUGUUAUGGUAAAUGAUACAAAAAUUGAGGAUAGAGUCCGUGCUAAGGACACUGACCAACGAGGAAGUGUUGCAUUAUUGUAUUCUGACUUGACCAAUACUGUUAGUGAUACUGCACUUGGUCUCUCGUCUUCAUCAUCGGAAAUUGAUGAUUCUCAAGCGCUUACUGGCACAAAAUCAACUCUCGUUUUGUCUGAAGUACAGAAUGCUUCGUCUACUGUUUUAACAGCGGAAGAAACAGUCCCAACACCUCCGCCAUCACCAACAACGCGCAAAGAUUCAGUAAAGCCAAGUCUCUUUUCAUUGGCUCAGGUUUCGCAUAAACUGGGGGAAUUAUGGUCAAGUGCUAGAGAACGAGUUUUUGGUGAAGAUUAUUGGAUACCAUCCGAUUGUUAUGAAGUUGUCCCAUUUCCAUUGGAUUUACUAAGAGCUCAUAAUUCUGUUUAUCCUGAUAUAAAUAGCAAGAAAGGUUUGCGUGUUGUACAGGGUACGCUGAAGAAUCGACCUACUUCUCCAUUAUUCCAUGUGUUAUUUUCCAAGGGCUGCGAAGAGGAGGACAGCAAAGCACAAGAAGAAUUUGAAUUACCUGCAACUCUUAGUAUCUUUCGAACUCAUGAAAUACAAGAAGCAGUUGAUUUAUACAUGCAACGAGAUAAUCGUAGGUUGGUACGAGAUUUGGUGACUUCGCUACGUGCUCACCCACUUUGGCUGAUUGUUCCAAUUGCAAUUGCAACAAACCGAACUGAUUUUUUUUCUGACGAAAGCAUUAAAAGGAUGCUUCAGGUAACUGCUCAACCAGAAGGGCGUUAUCCAUUAAUGCUUGCAAUUGAGAUGCAUCGCUUAGAGAUUGUCCGAAGACUUCUACAACUUGGUGCUGAUCCAGCAGCUCGAGAUAUUAAUGGAAAUAAUUCAUUUCACUAUGCAGCUUUAGCAUCAGUAACCAUGUUCGAGUUGCUUUGGGAAUUCGAUAAAACACAUUCAUUGUUAAACACCACUAAUCAUGAUGGAUAUACUCCUGUGUUGAUUGCAAUCCGAAAUGCAAAUCCGCGGAUUGUUUCAGCUUUAAUUUCUCAUGGUGCUGAAGUUAACAUCCGUGUGGCUGGAAGAUCUCCACUUUUUGAAGCUAUGCAAAGUAAAGGAAAGUCGACGGAAGUUAUUCGAACAUUACUGGAUGCUUCUCCAGAAUUGUUACAUGAAAGCGAUCCAGCCACAGGGAAUACGGUAUUGCAUGCAGCCCAGUUCAAAACACCAUUAAUGGGUUUACUUUCACUAAAACACAAAGAACUUAAUCUUAAUGCUCGGAAUAAUGCAGGCCAAGCACCAAUCCAUAUGUAUGUCAGUAGAGGCGAUCUUGGUAUGGUGAUGACUUUGUCAUCUUAUGAUUGCGAUUUAAAUAUAUCUGAUCGGAGUGGUGAUACAGCGCUUCAUUUAUCUGUUUCUAGAAGAGAUUUAUUAAUGACUCAACUGCUUCUUUGCUUAGGUGCAAAUCCAAAUGUUAAGAAUAAGCAUGGUGAAACACCACGACAUCUUGCUUCUAAAUUGCAGGAAUGGAUAUUAGUAAGAAGUCUUGCUAUUUGUGGUGCACGACGUUGUGACAGUGGAGGGAAGAGUGGAUGUGUAUCUGGAUGUGUCAAUGGUAAAAAACUAGAUGAAAUGAAAGAUGCGUCAUGGUCAUUAAUAGAAACUGCUGAAAAUUAUUUGAUCCCUCGCACUGGGAGUUCUGCUCUUACGUGUGAUUUUGAAAUGUCUAUAGAGUAUGAAAAUGACAAUCCGAUUCAAAAUUUCAAGCAAAAAGUCUGUUAUGAGUAUCUUAUUAAAAAAGUCGAAGAACUAUUGAUCAAGCAAGAAACUCCAAACUUUGUGAACUUAUUGUCUCUGGAUGGUGGUGGGAUUCGUGGUCUUGUUAUUAUUCAGAUGUUAUUGGAACUUGAGAAAGUACUGGGGGAAUCAUUUUUUCAAUAUUUUGAUAUGGUAGCUGGUACCUCCACGGGUGGAAUCAUUGCAGCAGCCUUAUCAUUAGGAAAAUCAUUGCGUGAAUGUCAACAGAUAUAUUUACGACUGAAAGAUCUUGUUUUUGAUAGCUGGGCUAGACCAUACAAUACGAGUGUGUUGGAAUUGUUCAUACAAACUGAAGUUGGCACUGAUAUGACUCUUGCUUCGAUACCUUGGCCUAAAAUGAUCUUAACAACAGUACGAGCUGAUUGCUUCCCAGUGCGUUUGGAAUUAAUGCGAAAUUUUCAAUUGCCUUUAUCAGAAGAAGAAAACGCAUUGCUUGGGUAUAGCGAUCCAGCUGAUACUUUGCUGUGGAAGGCACUUCGACGAACCUCGGCAGCACCAACAUAUUUUAGUUCCGUUGAUAACAGAUACAUUGAUGGUGGGAUUGUUGCGAAUAAUCCUGCGUUAGAAUUGCUUUCAGAAGUAUCCUUUUGGAAUACUACAAGUCAUUUUUUGACAAGUUCAGAAAGCGAUUCCAUUAAAGUAGGGUGUAUGUUAAGCGUAGGAACUGGUGCAAUUCCAACAGUACCUUUGUCGACAUCUAACUUAGAAAUUUCAUCUAAUCCGUACUCUUCAGCGGUUGCUAUUAAAAAUCUUGGUGUGAUACUUGUCGAACAGGUCACGGCAACGGAGGGAGCACCUGUUGAGCGAGCUCGUUCUUGGUGUCAUAAUAUAAAUGUACCAUUUUUUCGGCUUUCUGCUCCUCUUCAUAAAGACAUUCCCAUGGAUACACGAGAUGAUAUGGAUAUUGCGCGUAUGAUGUGGGAUUGUGUGCAGUAUUGCAGCACAGUGCGCGGAGAGAUGGAAAAACUUUGUCAGCUGCUUAAAAAGCUUGGGCCAGCUUGUCGUAGACGACAUCUUUUUGAAGACAUGAAAAGUGAACACAAAAACUGA
Thelazia callipaeda (thelaziosis nematode) is the source of this 2985-nucleotide messenger RNA. The record is from the annotation of a GenBank genome assembly. Lineage: Eukaryota; Metazoa; Nematoda; Chromadorea; Rhabditida; Thelaziidae.